Messenger RNA from Penicillium canariense, 630 nucleotides. It is a transcript of the gene cyp3, whose product is annotated as putative peptidyl-prolyl cis-trans isomerase. The record is from RefSeq and is a predicted model, not a curated record. The coding region runs from base 1 to 630 and encodes 209 amino acids. NCBI's taxonomy places the organism in Eukaryota, Fungi, Ascomycota, Eurotiomycetes, Eurotiales, Aspergillaceae. Gene Ontology annotation, molecular function: peptidyl-prolyl cis-trans isomerase activity. Gene Ontology annotation, cellular component: intracellular membrane-bounded organelle. Gene Ontology annotation, biological process: protein peptidyl-prolyl isomerization; protein folding. The transcript is spliced from 4 exons.
AUGGCUGAAUCUGCCACUCGACCCAUUGAACCUACCAAUCCGGUAGUCUUCUUUGACAUUGCCCUCGCCGGUGAGGCUCUUGGACGGGUCAAAAUGGAGCUCUUCGCCCAUGCUACUCCAAAGACGGCAGAGAACUUUCGGCAAUUCUGCACUGGCGAGAGCAAAAACUCCAAAGGGCAGCCCCAGGGCUACAAGGGUAGCAAAUUCCACCGGGUGAUCAAAGAUUUCAUGAUUCAAGGCGGCGAUUUCGUCAAUGGUGACGGCAGCGGGAGCUGCACCAUUUACGGCACGCCCAAGUUUGCAGACGAGAGUUUUGCGCUGCCACACGAUCGUCCAGGGCUUCUGAGUAUGGCGGCUCCUCAAUCCAGGACUCUGUCUUUCUUCUCCUUCGUUCUCUUCGUCUGCUAUUCGGAGUGUCCUACUAAACUGCUCAACCAGAAUUCGGGCCCAAACACCAAUGGUUGUCAGUUCUUCAUUACGACCACCGCGACACCUUUUUUGAACAACAAACACGUUGUAUUCGGUCAAGUCAUUGAUGGCAUGGAUGUAGUUCGCAUGAUCGAGCAUACUCGGACCACUCGAGAUAAGCCGAACCAGGAUGUAACGAUUGUGCAGUGCGGAGAGAUGUAA